UUUAAGAAAAACCAAAUGUUUCACAGUGAUAGGAAAAACUGAGAGGAGCUGAGAAAAACGAAGAGCUACCAAAUUUCUUGAAAAUAUUUUCGUCUGAUCUUCAUCUGGUGACAGUUAACGAGAGUCUGAUUCCACGAUUAUAGGCACAUCUCCGGCGAGCAGACCGUCCUGCGUCGGUGACGCAAUCACGCACCGAAUCCAGCAGGUUUGGCGUCAAGACUUGCGGCGGUGGUAGAACUAACACCCACGGAACGUCUCUCUCUUGCACCGGCGACUCACCCAAACACCGGAUGCAGUAGCUGCAUCGGCACGACUACUUGUAUAGUUUAUUUGUAAUGGAACCAUGUUCCUAAGAUGACAUCUAUCAAUGAUCGAUCAUAUUUGCAGUUCUCGGCAUCUAUGUUUCCAUCUCUAAGCAGGGCAAGUACAAGAACAAACAUGCACUGCUUCCCAAGGAGUUUCGCUACUGCUGCAUCCCCUAUUGUUCCAAUGCAGCAUCCAUCUAAAAUGGAAGCCCAUAUCUGGUAUAUCUUACCUGAUGAAGUAAAGAGUACACGUCUUCAGAAUCAAUAUUUAAAUAUAUUAUCACCGGAUGAAAAAGAGAAUAUUAUGAAAAUGGAUGGAGGGGAGCUUCAAAAAAGAGCCUUGCUAGCCCGUGCUUUGGUUCGCACUUCCAUUUCAAGAUAUCUGACACAUUGUCAAAUUGAUCCACAAGCCUUGAAGUUUAAAAAGAACAUGUUUGGGAAGCCUGAGUUAGACUGGCAAAAUAGCAGCGAACAGUGUCUACCACCAUUGCAAUUCAACAUCUCACAUACUUCAUCCUUGAUAGCAUGUGGAGUGACUCUGAAUUCUUCAAUUGGUAUAGAUGUGGAAGAGAAGACACGAAAGAUUAAAAACGACAUCGUAGCUUUUGCUAAACGAUAUUUUUCUCCGAAUGAAAUAGAAGUUUUAUCUGCUAUUUCAGAUCCUGAAAGCCAGCGGCAGGAAUUUAUAAAAUUAUGGACUCUGAAGGAGGCAUAUGUUAAAGCGUUGGGUAGGGGCUUCUCAGCUAAUCCUUUCAAGACUUUCACUAUUCAGUUUAACACAACUGCUGGAGGUUCAUGUCUUCCUGGGUGUAUAACGGAUGACGAGGCUUCUGAAAUAAGUGUAGAGUCUUGUGAUGAUCCUGGGAACUGCUCGAGAGAUCUGACGUUUGCAUUGAUGGAGUUGUCAGGUUCUCAUUAUGCUGCUGUUUGCUUGGAAAGAGACAGAAACAUUAGAGGAGAAGCGAGUUCUCCCAUGAAGUUGAACGUGUGGAGAACAAUUCCAUACGUGGAGGAUGAAUGUGUUUCUGGAACUGAGGCAGCUCUGCCGAUCAGUGGCUUUGCUUAAUCAAGUGUAAAGUUUUCUUUAACUUGAAAACAUGCAACACGGUUGGGUGUCGCUCGCUCUCAAAGAUCGUCGAUACAGAAA
Messenger RNA from Momordica charantia (bitter melon), 1452 nucleotides. RefSeq lists its product as uncharacterized. Gene Ontology annotation, cellular component: cytosol. The record is from RefSeq and is a predicted model, not a curated record. Gene Ontology annotation, molecular function: holo-[acyl-carrier-protein] synthase activity; magnesium ion binding. Lineage: Eukaryota; Viridiplantae; Streptophyta; Magnoliopsida; Cucurbitales; Cucurbitaceae. Gene Ontology annotation, biological process: fatty acid biosynthetic process.